CAGAACAGUUAACAAGAGAAGAGUUAUACGAGCUUUUUGAUUUAUUAAAGCAAGAACCACCAAGAACUUAUCUUCUUAAUUUAUGGAAUCACAAAAAUGGUAUAUGUAGACAAGGAACAAAGAAUUUAUUAAAAAAAUUAAGAGCGGUUGCACCUAAACUUACAUAUAGACAUACGGGUAACUCAAAUCAAUAUGGUAAAACACCUCCUAAAAUCACAUGGCAAGGAUGUUCGUAUGAUUGUAAUAUGAAGGUUUCUACUUUGGAAACAGAACAAACUAAUAGAUUCUUUAACAUACUUAAUAAAAAGGCUCCAAUUGAUGAAAUAAAAAAUUUCAUUUGUUCAUGUAUAGAUGAAUUUGAUAAAUUACAUGAUGAAUUAUAUUUGAAGUAUGAAAAAAUAUUUAAUGAACAAAAAUAA
Molecule: messenger RNA, 419 nt
Organism: Plasmodium reichenowi
Lineage: Eukaryota; Apicomplexa; Aconoidasida; Haemosporida; Plasmodiidae
Product: exported protein (PHIST)
Exons: 1
Source: RefSeq, a predicted model, not a curated record